Molecule: messenger RNA, 2495 nt
Organism: Carcharodon carcharias (great white shark)
Lineage: Eukaryota; Metazoa; Chordata; Chondrichthyes; Lamniformes; Lamnidae
Product: gastrula zinc finger protein XlCGF8.2DB-like
Exons: 2
Coding region: 482-1495 (337 amino acids)
Cellular component (GO): nucleus
Source: RefSeq, a predicted model, not a curated record
UGGUGUGUCUUCAUUGUCCAUGCAGAAGCUUCCAGUGAGGAGUUGCAAUUGAGAUGGGCUAUUCUUUAAAUUGUGAUCAAAAUGCAGAUUUUUAUCUCACGAAGAAAAAAAUGGAUAAGUCAUUUCUCCAAUUAGCGUAUCAGAAGGGGAGGAUUGACAGACACAGAACUCAAACCAACGAUCACGUCAAGAUCUGACAGUCACUCGAUUCAUCAGCGUCUGAAUGUCGUCGGUCUUUGAAUGUGGAAGGAGAAAUGUUUGGGAAAAGAUUGGAAACAUCAGUGUGACUGGAAAAUCAGCAACACACAUACCCAAGGGAGAGUGUUCCAGUGCACUGACUGUGGAAAGAGCUUUAACCAAUUACACUUCCGAAAAGAAAAAUCACACCAUUCACAGCGAGGAGAAACCGUACACUUUUACUGUGUGCGGACGAGGCUUUGGCUGAUUGUCCAUCCUGGAAAGUCACAAGGACACCUGGACCAUGGAGAAACCGUGGAAAUGUACGGACUGUGGGAAGGGAUUCAAUUACCCAUCCCAGCUGGAAUCUCAUCGACGCACUCACACCGGGGAGAGACCGUUCACCUGCUCUCAGUGUGGGAAGGGAUUCAGUGAUUCAUCCAGCCUGCAGACACACCAGCGAGUUCACACAGGGGAGAGGCCAUUCACCUGCACGGAGUGUGGGAAGGGAUUCACUGAUUCGUCCAACCUGCAGAGGCACCGCCGAAUCCAUUCUGGGGCGAGGCCAUUCACCUGCUCUGAGUGUGGGAAAGGGUUCAGUGAUUCAUCCAGCCUGCUGACCCACCAGCGCGUUCACUCCGGGGAGAAGCCUUUUAUCUGCUCUGAGUGUGGGAAGGGAUUCGCUCAGUCAGCCAACCUGCUGGCACACCAGCGGGUUCACACUGGGGAGAGGCCCUUCACCUGCUCCGUGUGUGGAAAGGGAUUCACUCAAUCAUCCAACCUGCUGACCCACCAGCGUCUUCACACUGGGGAGAGCCCAUUCAUCUGCUCCAUGUGUGGGACUGGAUUCAGCGAUCCAUCCACCCUGCAGACUCACUGGCAGGUUCAUGCCGGGGAGAGGCCGUUCACCUGCACCGAGUGCGGGAAAGGAUUUGCUCAUUCUUCCCAUCUCUUGAAACACCAGCGCAUUCACACCGGGGAGAGGCCGUUCACCUGCUCCGAGUGCGGGAAGGGGUUCACUCAGUUGUCCAACCUGCUGACCCACCGGCGAGUCCACACCGGGGAGAGGCCGUUCACCUGCCCCGUGUGCGGGAAGGGGUUCACUCAGUUGUCGAGUCUGCUGACCCACCGGCGCAUUCACACCGGGGAGAGGCCGUUCACCUGCUCCGUGUGUGGGAACGGGUUCAGUGACUCGUCCACCCUGCGGAAACACCGGCUCGUCCACACCGGGGAGAGGCCCUUCACCUGCACCGUGUGUGGGAAGGGUUUCACUUGUUCAUCCAACCUGCUGAGACACCACGGAAAUCAUACUGACUAGAGACUUUAAAAAUAAACUCUUGAGGUCUGGCACUGCAUUCUCAGUGAGGAGGGACCGGUCAGCUGCUCCUGCUGCUUGAAGAGGUUUAGAAUGUCAUCCAAGCUGCUGAGAGACCAGUGAGUGGCCAAGUGACUACAGGGGCUGGAUUCUGCUGUUGUUGCUGCUGUUAAUCACAUCCAGGACUGAAUCAUGUUCAUUCUGACAGUUGGGGUCUGUUUCUGCUGAUGUUGAUAAGUCCAAUGAUUGAUGUGGAGAUUAAUAUUUUGGAUAUGUGAAAUAAAUAAGCUGCGUUUAAACAAUCAGUGUGUCAGGUCCCUGUAGUCUCGAAGGUCAGAUGAGAGCUUAUAUACGACUUAUUGCUAAUACGGUGCACCUUUAUGAGGCUGUAAUAAAAGCCUGUGGGAUCCUUGACUUUAUUAAUGGAGGCACAGAACUCAAAAGCAAGGACGUUAUGGUGAACCUUCGUAAAGCUCCAGUUCCUCCUCAGCUGGGCUGUUGCGUCUCCAAUUCUGGGGACCACGCUCUGGGAUGGAUGCGAAGGGAUUAGAGAGGGUGCGGAAAGGAUUGAAGAGACUGGUCCCGGGGAUGAGGAACUUCAGUUACGCGGAUCGAUUGCGGAAGCUGUGGCCUGCUCUCCUCGGAGAAGAGAAGGCGGAGAGGAGAUUUGAUAGAGGUGCUCGAGAGUCUUGACAGAGUCCGGUCGGACCAGAAGGUGAGAAACCAUUCCCGUUGGUGGAAGGACCCGGAACCUGAGGACGCUGAUUUGCGGUGAUCAGCACAAGCAGCAAAAGCGACGAGUAGCGAGGGUCCGGAGUGCACUGCCUGUGAAUGUGCUGGAGGUAGUUUCAAAAGGAUAUUGGAUAAUUAUCACAGGGCUACAGAGAAAAGGCAGAGGAGUGAAGUGAGCGGGGUUGCACUUUGAGAGAGCCGGCAAGGACAUAAUGGGCUGUAACCGUUCUAUGUUUCUCAUAAAAGACACUGUCACCUUUGUCCUUAAUUU